AUGCUACUUCAAUUGCAGAUUAUCCAUGGAAGCACCGUAUCUCGAAUUGGUUUAGGAACAAUCCUCCUCCUCCUUUUCCUGUUGUUGUGCCUUUCUUUCUAUUGCAUAGGAGACGAUAUAUAUCGUCCCAACGACCUCUUCGGCAUCAGCUGUGGCUCAUCCACCAACUUCUCCACGCUCGAUACUCGGAAUUGGACUGCAGACAUCAAAUUCCUCUCUCCAACCCACCAAGCAGUUGCUGCUCCUCCACUCACACCAUCUACCCAACAGGGUCCUUACAACUCCGCUCGUCUCUCUCAAUCCCAAUUCACCUACUCAUUCCCUGUCACCCCAGGCCCUAAGUUCCUUCGCCUUUUCUUCUUCUCAACUUCAUACCCCAACUUUGAUCGCUCCAAAGCCUGUUUCACUGUCCAAGCAGGCCCAUACACCCUCCUUCAAGAUUUUAAUGCUUCCCUUAAUGCGGACGCUGAUGACGACCCUGGCAACACCAACGUCUUGUUCAGAGAGUUUUGCGUCCACGUAGGAGAUGGUGAGAGGCUCAAAAUAACAUUCAUUCCCAGCGCCACAGAUUCGUAUGCUUUCAUUAAUGGAAUCGAGAUUGUUUCCAUGCCCUCUUAUCUCUACUACACCAAUCCUAAAGUCCACACCGCUGAAUUGCCACGUUUUGUUGGAGGAGAAACAUAUGAAGUUGAUAACAACUCGGCUCUCGAAACGAUGUACCGGUUAAGAUGUGGGGACGCAAUUAUUCCCGCCUCAGGGGACACGGGUAUGCUCAGGAUCUGGGAUGUGGAUACUAAAUAUGUAAUUUCUCAAAGUGUAGAAUCUAUUGAUUUUGGCCAUAAAACUAACCUAAGCUUCACUGAGAAGACGCCUAACUACACGGCACCAGACCUUUUGUACCGAUCCUUAAGGAAUAUGGGACCUAAUGCCUCUAUUAACAUUAGCUUCAACCUCACAUGGCGGCUUCCUGUUGAUCCUGGUUUCACCUACAUGCUAAGGUUACACUUUUGCCAGCUUAACCCGCUAGUUAAUCAGUCUGGUGACAUGAUCUUCCUCAUCUUCAUUCAGGAUCAUUUGGUUGAAAACAUGGUAGAUAUUUUCUCUUGGACUGAUAAACAGAGGGGUGUACCAGUGGUUAGAGACUACGCAGUUAACAUCUCAGCCAAAGGGAAUCAGAAAAAGGCAUAUAUUUCUCUGAAAAUGAGGCCUCACCCUCAAAGCAAGAUCAUGGACGCACAGCUAAACGCAAUUGAACUCUUCAAAAUUAACGAUCCAACAGGUAAUCUCGCUGGACCUGACCCAGACCAUCUUCCACAAACCCCAAAUGAUCAAAUGUCAACCAAGAAAAACAACAGCACCAUGAGAACACUUGUUUCCGUUGCAGGGGCAGUUUCCAGUGUCGUUUUGUUCUCCUUCAUUAUCGCUUUCCUCCUCAUUAAACGCCGGAAGAACGUCGCCGUCAACAAGGGUUCCAGUAAAAAAUACAGAACUUCUCGGGGCAGCAGCUCAUUAUCGAUUCCAACCGACCUCUGCCGCCACUUCUCAAUUGCAGAAAUGAGAGCCGCCACCAACAACUUCGAUGAAGUCUUCGUGGUUGGCGUGGGAGGCUUCGGCAACGUGUACAAAGGCCAGAUCGACAACGGCUCAACUACUGUCGCAAUCAAAAGGCUGAAACCGGGUUCCCGCCAAGGUAUUCGCGAGUUCAGAAACGAGAUCCAAACGCUUUCUCCACUUCGUCAUCCCAAUAUCGUUUCCCUCAUCGGUUACUGUUACGAGGGCAACGAGAUGAUCCUCGUUUACGAUUUCAUGGAUCACGGAAGCCUCCGUGACCAUCUCUACGACACUGAUAACCCAUCUUUGUCGUGGAAACAUAGGCUCCAGAUCUGCAUAGAUGUUGCGCGAGGAUUGCAUUAUCUGCAUAGAGGGGCGAAGCAGGUGAUCAUUCAUCGUGACGUGAAGAGCACCAAUAUCUUGUUGGAUGAGAAAUGGGUGGCCAAGGUUUCAGAUUUCGGACUAUCCCGAAUUGGGGAGCCCACCGGCAUUUCGAUGAGCAUCGUGAGUGUGAACACUGAGGUGAAAGGUAGCAUCGGGUAUUUAGACCCGGAGUAUUACAAGCGAUUCCUUUUGACGGAGAAGUCCGACGUGUACUCGCUUGGGGUGAUGUUGUUGGAGGUGUUAUCAGGGAGGCAACCUUUGCUCCAUUCUGAGGAGAAGCAACGAAUGUCACUUGUUAAAUGGGCGAAACAUUGCUAUGAGAACGGUUCUCUGACUGAGAUUGUGGAUGAAGAACUCAAGGGCAAGUUAGCACCUCAGUGUUUGCGCAAAUUUGUUGAGGUUGCACUGAGUUGUUUGCUUGAGGAUGGGACUCAACGACCUUCCAUGAACGAUCUCGUUGAGCUGUUGGAGUUUGCUCUUCAGCUUCAGGAUGAUGUUGUUAAUUGCGCGGUGGAGAGUCCUGUUAAUUUUGAAGAUGUACAGUAG
This is a messenger RNA of Sphenostylis stenocarpa, 2481 nucleotides long. NCBI's taxonomy places the organism in Eukaryota, Viridiplantae, Streptophyta, Magnoliopsida, Fabales, Fabaceae. The record is from the annotation of a GenBank genome assembly.